AUGUCUUCCAAAGAUAGCGGCGGGGAUUCGAAGCUGUUCGCUCGGGGCAAAGUAGCUGAGCUGCGACUCGAGCUGAGCAGCGGCGGCAAGAAGGAUAAGAAUUAUGCCAUCAAGAAAGUCGCCCUCAAAAGAAUCGUGGCCAACAUGACGAUGAGCAAUAACGACAUGGUGGCGCUGUUUCCCGACAUCAUCGCCUGCAUGCACAUUCCAAGCUUGGAAAUCAAGAAGAUGUGCUUCUUGUACUUGGUCAACUAUGCCCGAGUAAGACCGGAAAUCGCCGUCAAGGCUAUCCCGGUGCUAGAAAAUGACAUGGAGGACCAGAAUCCCUUGGUACGAGCUCUCGCACUGCGAACAAUGUCAUAUAUACAUGUCAAAGAGUUUGUCGAAGCAACAGUUCCCAUUGUAAAGCAUAUGCUGCGCGACAAUGAUCCAUACGUCCGUAAAACGGCUGCAUUCUGCGUUGCCAAACUUUACGACCACGACCGACAAAUCGUUGAACAAUCGGACCUACUCGAUAGACUCAACUCUCUGCUGCGUGACGAUAAUCCCACCGUUGUUGCAAGCGCGUUGGCAGGACUGAUGGACAUUUGGGAAAGAAGCGACGCCGUCAAGCUCACCAUUGACUAUGCCAAUGCGUCAAAAAUGGUGGCCAUUUUGCCUGAUUGCUCAGAAUGGGGUCAAACGUACAUUCUUGAGGCGUUAAUGUCCUACGUGCCACAGGAAACAGGCGAAGCUGCCUUGCUGGCGGAGCGCAUUGCACCGCGGCUUUCACACUCGAAUUCAUCUGUUGUGUUGACAUGUAUCCGCGUAAUUCUUUAUUUGCUGAAUUACAUUGCGGACGAGAAGCAAAUUACCACGCUGUGCAGAAAGCUUUCGCCGCCACUGGUUACCCUUCUCGCCAAAGGCCCUGAAGUCCAGUACCUGGCCCUGCGGAACGCUCUGUUAAUCUUACAACGACGGCCCGAGGUGCUGAAGAACGACAUCCGGGUGUUUUUCUGCAAAUAUAACGACCCCAUUUACGUCAAAGUCACAAAAUUGGAACUCAUCUUCAUGCUUGCCAGUGAAAAGAAUAUUGAUGAGGUGCUGACCGAAUUGCGAGAAUACGCCACAGAGAUCGACGUUCACUUUGUUCGAAAGGCUGUUCGAGCAAUAGGGAAGUUGGCCAUCAAGAUAGAACCAGCGGCUAGUCGGUGUAUCGACCUUCUUUUGGAGCUUGUCUCGACGAAAGUCACAUAUAUCGUCCAGGAGGCGACCGUGGUCAUCAGGAACAUCUUCAGAAAAUACCCCAAUCAGUACGAGACCAUAAUCGGCACCCUGUGCGAGCAUCUCGACUCGCUAGACGAGCCAGAGGCCAAGGCUGCAAUGGUCUGGGUCAUUGGACAGUACGCCGAUCGUAUCGAGAAUAGCGACGCGCUGCUGGAGGACUUUCUCUAUACAUUCUCAGAGGAGCCUGUCGAGGUGCAGUUGGCUCUGCUGACAGCCACGGUGAAGCUGUUCAUCCAAAGACCCACCAGAGCCCAAGAGUUGGUUCCCAAGGUUUUGAAAUGGGCAACUGAGGAGACAGACAACCCCGACUUACGUGACCGAGCGUACAUGUAUUGGCGACUGUUGUCAACAGACAUGAACGCAGCGAAAAAAAUUGUCAUGGGAGACAAGCCGCCGAUUACUGCCGAAGCCGAGAGGUUAGAAGCGCCCACUUUGGAGGAAAUGUGUCUCAAUGUUGGAACGCUGGCAACCAUAUACCUCAAGCCAGUCCAGACGGUCUUCCGGUCCGCACGCCCACGUAAGCUUCAAGACUCACCUGCGUUGCAAAAGCAAAAUCUCCUCGUGGACGCGGAUAACCAAAAGAGCGUCAGCAUGCUUGGCCGGGGCGGUCAACCGACGAAUAUUGACCUGAGAAGUCGGAAUGCCGCCCCGGCCAAUGGGCAGGGCAACCUGUCGCAAGCACUCAGCGAUGCAGACGCUUAUUUUUCAAGUAUUGGAACCCCAAUGGCGGCGAUGAGGCUAGACCAAGGCGAGGAUAUGUUUGGUGGGAGCAGUGGGAAUAUGACGGGCUACGUUGUCAGUGCUCAUGCACCAGAAUCUGUCUUGCAACCAGCGCAGGGGGCGGGGAGCAACGGUGACUUGUUGGCGCUUUGA
Messenger RNA from Metarhizium album ARSEF 1941, 2139 nucleotides. RefSeq names its product AP-2 complex subunit beta. Lineage: Eukaryota; Fungi; Ascomycota; Sordariomycetes; Hypocreales; Clavicipitaceae. Gene Ontology annotation, cellular component: membrane coat. Bases 1 to 2139 code for a protein of 712 amino acids. The transcript has 5 exons. Gene Ontology annotation, molecular function: clathrin binding. The record is from RefSeq and is a predicted model, not a curated record. Gene Ontology annotation, biological process: vesicle-mediated transport; intracellular protein transport.